AUGCAGAGUCAUCUCGGUUUAUUCUUUCUGUUUUGCAUUUUUUAUCUAGAUAUUUGUCUUGCUAUUACAUUUGAUGUGAGACAAUAUGGUGCGGUUGGCAAUGGAAAUACCGAUGAUUCUAAGGCAUUUUUACAAGCAUGGAAAGCAACUUGUGCAUGUACAAGUGACACUGCUGUUAUGGUGGUGCCGACUGAAAAGACUUUCUUUAUUAGAUCUUUGCUUUUUAGUGGCCCUUGCAUAUCUCAAUCAACUCAAAUUCAGAUCGACGGAACUCUAAUAGCGCCAGACGAUAUAAAUAAAUGGGCGGAAUGUGCAUCGAACACAUGGAUAAUGUUCUCGCAAAUUAAUGGUCUUAAUGUUUAUGGAGAAGGAAAACUUAAUGCAAAUGGUCUACCGUGGUGGCAAGGCAGUAAUCUCAGAUACAUCCACAAUAACAAUUUUGAACAUUCAUUUCAAUACAAAUAUCCAAGAGUGGGAAGUUGUUCUCGACCAACGGCAAUGAGGUUUAGUCAGUGCAACAAUCUUGAAGUUAAAGGAUUGACUCAUAUUAACCCUCUGAGAAAUCAUAUAAGCAUAAAUGAUUGCAACAACGUCAAAAUAUAUCUGAAAUAA
This is a messenger RNA of Impatiens glandulifera, 612 nucleotides long. RefSeq names its product probable polygalacturonase At3g15720. The transcript is spliced from 4 exons. NCBI's taxonomy places the organism in Eukaryota, Viridiplantae, Streptophyta, Magnoliopsida, Ericales, Balsaminaceae. The record is from RefSeq and is a predicted model, not a curated record. Gene Ontology annotation, molecular function: polygalacturonase activity. Gene Ontology annotation, biological process: carbohydrate metabolic process. The coding region runs from base 1 to 612 and encodes 203 amino acids.